GGUAUUUUAGAAAUGAGGUGGUUGCUCCUGUACAUAUUAGCCAUUUCAAAUUAUGUGAAACCACAGCAGAGGAUUAUCGAGGGACCAGUAAAUACUAGCGUAUUACUUGGUGGUACGGUUAUAUUAAAGUGUCGCGUCGAAUCACAGAAAGGAGCAGUACAGUGGAUGAAAAACGGUUUUGGCUUAGGAAAUGAUUAUAAUUUAUCGUUAUUCAAAAGGUACACUAUGGAAGGUCAAGUUAGUAAAGGGGAAUACAAUUUGCGGAUAAUUAAUGUGCAGAUGAAUGAUGAUGACGAAUACGCCUGUCAGAUAGAAGCUGCCCAUAAUAGUCCGACAGUUCUGUCCAGCACUGCCAAACUGACAGUUUUGGUUAAACCAGAAGAUCCAAAGUUAUUAUCUGUCGAAUCAGUACUGAAAGGUGUAGUUGGACAACUUACUCAACAGUCUUGUAUAAGCAGAUAUGGCAAACCCUUGGCCAUCAUAAGUUGGGUCAUAUCAGAUGAUCCAAAAGCUACAAAAAUUUUAACUUGGCUUGGCAACACUAACACAAAAUUCAAUGCUAAUUCUGGUAUUAUUUAUAACAUUUUUGCACCUCGAGUAAAAGACGAUGGAAAAUAUUUGGUAUGCGUAGUGAAUCACGAAACAUAUAGUAAGCCACAAAUACAUGCCGUUCAAUUUGAUCUAAGAUACUCACCAGAUGUGAAGGUGGUAGUAAAUGACUCUAACUUACGUGAGCAUGGAUCUGCCGAACUUUUGUGCAAUAUCAAGGCAAAACCUUUUAAAAAUGUUAAAAUAAAGUGGUAUGAGAAUGGAAAAGAAAUCGACAGGUUAUCCAUACCAGAACUUAAAGUUGACCACCAUCAAUCGCGAUAUACGUGUGUUGCAGAAAAUUCGAUCGGAGAUUCGUCUGAUUCCAUUAUUUUAAAUGUUACAUAUGGAGCUUACAUUAUAUCACGAGAGCAACAUCAGGCUGUUAAUCCAGGUGAAACAGCAUCUUUUGUCUGUGAAGCUAUCGGAAAUCCUGCUCCAGCAGUACACUGGACUAAAGUAGCUGAUAGUGAAGUUAUAGCUCGAGGAAAUAAUCUCACUAUUGAAUCCGUUCAAAGUUGGCAGCGUGGUGAAUAUGAAUGUGUUGCUACUGUACAAGGUUUUUCUUCUGCUCGUUUAAUAAACUAUCUGCAUAUUAAAGGACCACCUUCUGUUAGCAUGAACGAGGAUAUUGUUGCUGCUGUUGGAGAAAACCUUGAAAUCAUUUGUGAGAUUCGAGGUCGUCCUCAGCCUCAAGAUGUUUUGUGGUCCUUAAAUGGGAUAUCAUUUGAAUACGGGCGUCUGGGAAUUCCACGACAGUUUGGUGUAGAAAGUCGAUUAGUGAUUCAAAACGUUCGGAAGUCGGAUUUCGGUAUUUAUAAUUGCACUGCAUAUAACGAACUGGGUCGUGAUUUUCAGACAGUCUGUUUAAAGCAGAAAAGUAUUGUUGACACAAUUAUUGGUACCUUUUUAAUUUUUCUUGAUAUUCUAGUUGUGACACCAUCUUGCGAAGCUAUUGAUUGUGGUCAAUAUUUUAUUGAUACCUAUCAUUCUACGGCAAAUGAAAGUCAUGAACUGCUCUAUGUUAAAGUAAAGUGA
This is a messenger RNA of Thelazia callipaeda (thelaziosis nematode), 1626 nucleotides long. The record is from the annotation of a GenBank genome assembly. NCBI's taxonomy places the organism in Eukaryota, Metazoa, Nematoda, Chromadorea, Rhabditida, Thelaziidae.